Diachasma alloeum is the source of this 1238-nucleotide messenger RNA. RefSeq names its product venom acid phosphatase Acph-1. Gene Ontology annotation, biological process: dephosphorylation. Gene Ontology annotation, molecular function: phosphatase activity. The record is from RefSeq and is a predicted model, not a curated record. The transcript is spliced from 6 exons. The coding region runs from base 61 to 1161 and encodes 366 amino acids. NCBI's taxonomy places the organism in Eukaryota, Metazoa, Arthropoda, Insecta, Hymenoptera, Braconidae.
GAGAUCCUUCCGCACAUAAACAUUAGUCUGAGUUGUGAAGUGCUUCGAUAACUCUUGAUCAUGUCGAGGAUUCUUCACGCUCAAAUCAUCUCAUUGCUGAUUGUGGUUGGAGCACAUGCCAUUGUCGGAUUGGACACCAAGUUUGUGAAUGUGGUUUUUCGUCAUGGAGACAGGACCACGUUAGACAACGAUGAUGAGCCCUUUCCCACUAGUCCAUAUCUCAAUUGGACGUUCUACCCUUAUGGGUUGGGACAGUUGACUAACCAAGGGAAGCGACGCGUGUAUGAUCUUGGUGUUCACAUACGUGAGAGGUACGGCGAUUUCCUGGGCGAUGUGUAUCAUCCAAGUGCGAUUAUCGCUCGCAGCUCGGACUACGAUAGAACGAAGAUGUCAUUGCAAUUGGUGAUGGCAGGAAUGUUCCCACCUGCGUCUGAACAGAAAUGGCAUCCGGACUUCAACUGGCAGCCGGUUAUCGCCAACUACAUUCCAUAUCCUGAUACAUUACUGAGGCCUCAGGAUUGUCCGCGGUUUAAAGAAGAGCUUAGUACUGUGGAAGAAUCUGUUGACUUCAAAAGAGAACUGAUAGAGUACCAACGACUGAUGGAAUUCCUCACCAAAUGGACUGGCAAACCUAUCAAAAGUGCUCUGGACAUGGAGGGCCUCUACAAUAGUUUGAAGGCGUUGAACGCCAUGGGACUUAGACUGCCUGAAUGGACCUCAGGAAUCUUUCCUUACGGAAAAUUGCAUGACGGCGCUAUUCUCAAUUAUCGGCUCAUGAGCUGGAGUGAAAGACUGAAAGUGUUGAAUGGAGGAAUGCUUCUGAAGAACUUCACUGACAAUAUGCUGCUAGCCGCAACCGCAACAAAACAAUCUCCAUUAAAAAUGGUGCUGCUGAGCGGGCACGAGAUUAAUCUAACUGCUCUCAUGGAAGCUCUUGGAGUUUACAGUCCUCACGUGCCUGAAUACUCCAGUGCCUUAUUCGUUGAAUUAUUAGAAGAGCAUAACGAACAUUUCGUCAGGAUAAUCUACUAUCUUGGAGACCCGCAAGAGACCGCGCAGAUAAACAUUCCCAGAUGCGGGAGGCUGUGUCCCCUCAAUAGGUUUUUACAAUUAUACUCUGAUGUUCUGCCUUCGGUGGACGAUAUCAACUGCAUGCCAUAAAGAUGAAAAAUCGUUGUUCAUUGUUGCCUUCAGUAUUUGUAAUAGGAAUUUUCAAUUGAAUUAGGAUUAAGGAACCA